This is a messenger RNA of Nematostella vectensis (starlet sea anemone), 1243 nucleotides long. RefSeq names its product pyrroline-5-carboxylate reductase 2. The record is from RefSeq and is a predicted model, not a curated record. The transcript has 5 exons. Bases 66 to 875 code for a protein of 269 amino acids. Lineage: Eukaryota; Metazoa; Cnidaria; Anthozoa; Actiniaria; Edwardsiidae. Gene Ontology annotation, biological process: L-proline biosynthetic process. Gene Ontology annotation, molecular function: pyrroline-5-carboxylate reductase activity.
CGUAUCACAGACCAGCCAAACAGCCAGCAAACUUUACAAGUUGCAAAACUUAUUUAUCUACCAAAAUGAGUAUCGGUUUUUUAGGUGCGGGAAAGAUGGCUCAAGCAAUGGCUCGGGGUCUUUUGGCAUCUGGUACUUUUACAAGAGAGCAAAUAAUUGCCAGCUCAAUUGACGAUAUCACAUCCAAGGAAAUGCGGGGUUUGGGUAUUCAUGUUACUGACAACAAUUGUGAGGCAGCUGGUAAUAAAGACAUAGUGAUUGUGGCUGUCAAGCCAAAUGUAGUAAAAGAUGUCCUGAGUGAAAUUGCCCCUGUUAUCACGCCAAAAAACCUGGUGGUGUCCAUAGCUGCAGGAGUCAGUUUAAAAUCCAUGGAAAAGUGUCUUCCCCAUAAAAGCCGUGUAGUUCGAGUAAUGCCUAACAUUCCAACACUUGUACGGGCCGGUGCAUCAGCCUAUGCUUUGGGGCAUAAUGCUAUUGGAGAUGACUCUGAAACAGUCAAAAGACUAAUGUCUGCAGUGGGAUAUGUUCAACAAGUGAGAGAGAAGGAUGUUGCAGCUGUCACAGGGCUGAGUGGGUCAGGGCCAGCUUAUUGUUUUAUGGCAAUUGAGGCAUUAGCAGAUGGUGGAGUGAAAGCUGGUUUGCCCCGACAAGUUGCAAUAAACCUUGCUGCACAUACUUUAAUGGGCGCUGCCAAGCUUGUCUUGGAGACUGGGAAGCACCCUGGGGAGCUCAAAGAUUCCGUUUGUUCCCCUGAGGGUUCUACGGCAUAUGCAAUCCACUCUUUAGAGAGAGCAGGCCUUCGAGCAACACUUAUGGAUGCUGUAGAUGCUGCUCUUAGAAGGACUAUUGAACUUGGGAAAAUAGAUAAAUUAUAAAUCAUCAUAGGGCAUUCAUACAUAGGUAGCAAUAGCAUUCUUUUGAAGAACAAAACAAAAAUUAUCUAUUUUUAUCAUGAGUGAAUAUUGUUCUUAAAUAUAUUAGCAGAUUUCAGAAGAUUUAGACUAUGUGAUGUAAAAAGAAGUUAAAAAAUAGUAUUUAUCAAGAGGAAGUCAAAUUAUUUUAUAUUAUUUAUGGAACAUACAGGUUCAUUAUAGCAUUAACAGCUAAAUAAAGCAUUACUCUGUACAUGACAUGUGAAAGCAUGUUAUAUAUUUACUACCAAGUUGAAUUUAAUACAAUAAAUUAAUGGCAAUCUCUAAGGUACUCUAAACAAUGAAAACUAAUAAAAUGUCAUCUGAUUACA